ACAUGUGAAGAACAAACUGCUUUAUUAAACUCGUGACGUUCAAACCAGAAUAUCCAAAAUAAUUUGGUGGAGUGAGACUCGAGGAGGAAAUGGAAUAAAAGAAUAAGAGCGGAGUGGAGAAGGAUCAUGAGAACAGAAGGAUUCAGAGCAGGAAUAAAUGAAGAGCAGUGAAAUGAAAGAAGCUGCAGGAUUAGCAGCAGCAGAGGAUUAAACAGGAAGAGAAGACGAGUCUUUGAAGUUAUGAAUGAGGAGCAGAUUAACUCCUUCAGCUCUACGAUAACAGCAGCAGAUCCUCCAUCACCUCCAAACCUGCACAAUUCAUCCAGAAGACUUUAGCUUCAAACACUUUAACCGUCCAUUAACAAUAACAAAAAGACAUUAAAUCUGGUUUUAGAUGUCUGACAGAGUUUUGCUUCUGAUGUUGGGACACAAAACUAAAUUCUGUAAAAUAUUUGAUUUUAGAGUUCCAAUAUCUCCAGAAAUACAACUGCAUGUUGGUGUUCACAGAGGUCUAGGUGUCCAUAGAGGUCUAGGUGUCCACAGAGGUCUAGGUGUCCACAGAGGUCUAGGUGUUCACAGAGGUCUAGGUGUCCACAGAGGUCUAGGUGUUCACAGAGGUCUAGGUGUCCAUAGAGGUCUAGGUGUCCACAGAGGUCUAGGUGUCCAUAGAGGUCUAGGUGUCCACAGACGUCUAGGUGUCCACAGAGGUCUAGGUGUCCACAGAGGUCUAGGUGUCCACAGAGGUCUAGGUGUUCACAGAGGUCUAGGUGUCCAUAGAGGUCUAGGUGUCCACAGAGGUCUAGGUGUCCAUAGAGGUCUAGGUGUCCACAGACGUCUAGGUGUCCACAGAGGUCUAGGUGUCCACAGAGGUCUAGGUGUUCACAGAGGUCUAGGUGUCCACAGAGGUCUAGGUGUUCACAGAGGUCUAGGUGUCCACAGAGGUCUAGGUGUCCACAGAGGUCUAGGUGUCCACAGAGGUCUAGGUGUUCACAGAGGUCUAGGUGUCCACAGAGGUCUAGGUGUUCACAGAGGUCUAGGUGUCCAUAGAGGUCUAGGUGUCCAUAGAGGUCUAGGUGUCCAUAGAGGUCUAGGUGUCCACAGAGGUCUAGGUGUUCACAGAGGUCUAGGUGUCCACAGAGGUCUAGGUGUCCACAGAGGUCUAGGUGUUCACAGAGGUCUAGGUGUUCACAGAGGUCUAGGUGUCCACAGAGGUCUAGGUGUCCACAGAGGUCUAGGUGUCCACAGAGGUCUAGGUGUUCACAGAGGUCUAGGUGUCCACAGAGGUCUAGGUGUCCACAGAGGUCUAGGUGUUCACAGAGGUCUAGGUGUCCACAGAGGUCUAGGUGUUCACAGAGGUCUAGGUGUCCACAGAGGUCUAGGUGUUCACAGAGGUCUAGGUGUCCACAGAGGUCUAGGUGUUCACAGAGGUCUAGGUGUUCACAGAGGUCUAGGUGUCCACAGAGGUCUAGGUGUUCACAGAGGUCUAGGUGUCCACAGAGGUCUAGGUGUCCACAGAGGUCUAGGUGUCCACAGAGGUCUAGGUGUUCACAGAGGUCUAGGUGUCCACAGAGGUCUAGGUGUUCACAGAGGUCUAGGUGUCCACAGAGGUCUAGGUGUCCACAGAGGUCUAGGUGUCCACAGAGGUCUAGGUGUCCACAGAGGUCUAGGUGUCCACAGAGGUCUAGGUGUCCACAGAGGUCUAGGUGUCCACAGAGGGUGUUUUGUGUAA
This is a messenger RNA of Acanthochromis polyacanthus (spiny chromis), 1729 nucleotides long. RefSeq lists its product as uncharacterized. NCBI's taxonomy places the organism in Eukaryota, Metazoa, Chordata, Actinopteri, Pomacentridae. The transcript is spliced from 4 exons. The record is from RefSeq and is a predicted model, not a curated record. Bases 395 to 1729 code for a protein of 444 amino acids.